AUGGGCGCCCUCAAGUACGUCGAGGAAUUGCAAAAGAAGAAGCAGUCGGAUGUCCUCCGCUUCCUUCUCCGUGUCCGAUGCUGGGAGCUCCGACAAUUGAAUGUCAUCCACCGUGCUUCGCGCCCUUCUCGCCCUGAUAAGGCUCGCCGUCUUGGUUACAAGGCCAAGCAGGGCUAUGUCAUCUAUCGUGUCCGUGUUCGCCGUGGAGGUCGCAAGAAGCCAGUGCCAAAGGGUGCUACUUACGGCAAACCUACCAACCAGGGUGUUAACCAGCUCAAGUACCAACGAUCCCUCAAGUCAACUGCUGAAGAGCGUGUUGGACGUCGUUGCGCCAACUUGCGCGUCCUGAACUCGUACUGGAUUAACCAAGACUCCACCUACAAGUACUUCGAGAUCAUUCUCGUCGAUCCUCAACAUAAGGCCAUCCGUCGUGAUGCUCGCAUCAACUGGAUCGUCAACCCAGUCCACAAGCACCGUGAAUCUCGUGGUCUGACUGCCACUGGCAAGAAGUCUCGUGGUUUGGGCAAGGGUCACGGAUACAACAAGACGACUGCUGGCCGAAGAAAGACCUGGAAGAGACACAACACCCUCAACCUCCAAAGAUACAGAUAG
Lachnellula hyalina is the source of this 612-nucleotide messenger RNA. It is a transcript of the gene rpl-15, whose product is annotated as 60S ribosomal protein. Gene Ontology annotation, biological process: cytoplasmic translation. Gene Ontology annotation, cellular component: cytosolic large ribosomal subunit; ribosome. Lineage: Eukaryota; Fungi; Ascomycota; Leotiomycetes; Helotiales; Lachnaceae. The coding region runs from base 1 to 612 and encodes 203 amino acids. Gene Ontology annotation, molecular function: structural constituent of ribosome; RNA binding. The transcript has 3 exons. The record is from RefSeq and is a predicted model, not a curated record.